This is a messenger RNA of Perca fluviatilis (European perch), 2325 nucleotides long. Its product is annotated as beta-1,3-galactosyltransferase 2-like. Gene Ontology annotation, cellular component: membrane. Gene Ontology annotation, molecular function: N-acetyl-beta-D-glucosaminide beta-(1,3)-galactosyltransferase activity. The coding region runs from base 88 to 1437 and encodes 449 amino acids. NCBI's taxonomy places the organism in Eukaryota, Metazoa, Chordata, Actinopteri, Perciformes, Percidae. The transcript is spliced from 2 exons. The record is from RefSeq and is a predicted model, not a curated record.
GUCACACACGCACUUUCCCCCCAGGCUAAUGUCACUGCUGACCUCCAAACACGUUAGCCUACGUCUCACACUUGACAGCAUUCUAUCAUGGUGCUCCAGAAAGCCCCCGCGGACGGUGCUGUCCGCCCAGCGGGCCCUGCCUCUGUUAUCACACUCACCCUCCGGGUCUUCAUCGUGUCAGCUCUCCGUCUCCGAAGAACACUCAAGACGGAGGUCCGCGUCCUGUUGUCCAUGCUGCCCGCGUCUCCGCUUAGAUCACGGCGACUCCUGGGGUUAUUCUCCGCCGAGGUGCAUGGUGUCACUGCUUCACAUGAACUACUUGCUGUGAACCUGUGUCAUCAGAAGAAGCCUUUGUAUCACUCCUUGUUCAAGUUCCUGCUCCUGCUUUGUCUGGUGCUCUUCAUCUUGUGUUACGCUCCGUCAAGCAGCUCUCUGUCAUGGUUGCAGAGCUUUCCACUCCGUGAGCACUACCAGAGGUUUUUCAAUCGGACCAAUCAGGUUAAUCUACCUCCUCCUUAUCGUGUCCAUCCAAAACACAGAGGUAAACCAAAUGAAAUCUAUGAAGCCACAGAAUCCCCUGCUGUGCCUCCUACAGGUACUCAGUUCCAUCAAGCCCACCCACACAACUACCACUUUAUCAUGGAUAACAAAGAGGUGUGCAAGACCAAGACCCCUUUCUUGGUCCUGAUGGUUCCAGUGGCACCAACAAACGUGGAAGCUCGGGACGCCAUCCGGCAGACGUGGGGCAAUGACAGCCUGGUUCGGGGCGAGGUGGUGCUAACUCUGUUCAUGCUGGGCCUCUCUGGAGGACCUGCUGCCGAGCAGCUGCAGGAGACGCUGAAACAGGAGAACCUACAGCACCAUGACUUGAUCCAGAGUGACUUCAUGGACACUUACCUCAAUCUGACCAUCAAAACCAUGGUCAUCAUGGACUGGCUGGCCACACGCUGCCGCACAGCGGCGUACGCCAUGAAGAUUGAUUCGGACAUGUUUCUGAACAUUGACAAUCUAGUGAUGAUGCUACAGAAGCCAGGCAUCCCCAAGCUGAACUACCUGACCGGGAUGCUUAUGUGGAACAGGCCGGUCAUCCGUUCAAAGAACUCCAAGUGGUACGUCCCUGAGGAGAUGUACCCAGAUCCCCAAUACCCGACCUACACGCUGGGCAUGGGAUAUGUCUUCUCCAACGAUCUUCCAGAGAAAUUUGUGGAGAUCUCAAAAUCAAUCAAACCCUUUAACAUAGAGGACGCUUAUAUUGGAAUGUGCAUGAAGAAGCUAGGACUUGGGCCAACAUCACCCCCAAAUCCCUCCCAGUUCAAGGCCUAUAACAAAAGAUAUGAUCGCUGUGAAUACUCCAAGAUCAUCACCUACAUCCUUGGCUCUUCACAAGAGUUGGUGAAAUACUGGACAGACUUGAAGAAGCCUGAACCACCUUGUUAAGACCAUGACUACUACAGAUGCAAUGAGAAAUCCCACGGGUGAAAGGGAUUUGGUGGCAGGGAAUUUGAUAUUUAUGGAUUUCUGUACUGAUCUAGGAUUCCCAUGCCAUCCUCAUUUGAGAAAUAAGCAUUGUGAUCACCCAUGUGGAAGAGUGACAGGGGUUCUUGAAAAAUGGCAUUAUGGACAUGCUGUAUAAAUGUAGCAAAUAAACCAGACAAAUGAAGUUCACUUGAAUCUAAUGCAACAGAUGGAGGUUUAAAAAAAGUCUAUGCAACUAUUAAGAGGUAAGAAAAGCUUUCAACGUGUUUGCUAUACAUUCAGGGUACACAUUACAUUUUGAGUGACAAUGUUGAACUCAACUGUGUCUGUUCACAAUGAACACUCCUCAGGGUACCUCAAGUAACAAAUAAGCCAUAGACCCCUGACAGAACGGUGUAAAAGUUUUUGUCUGGUAGUGGAUGUCAUUUUUUUUUUUCUAAUUAAAUAAUGGAAAAAAAACAACAACUAUUGAACACCCCUGAAACUAAUUUAUACGUGUCACAAAAACUUGAAAAAAUAUUGCACUUUUUGCUAUGUUGUCUGAAUGUAAAUUCAAUGUAAUGUGAGUUUAAUGAGUUUUCAUUGUUGUUGUUUUCAGAGCCAAAUCCUCUAACGUAUUCUGGUAUCAGCUAGAAGGGGUUGCGAGAGGUUUCAUGAACUUGAACAGUAAUAUUAUCAUGCAGCCCAGUGUGGUUCUGAACAGCCUAGUUUCCCAUCUUUGAGGAUCCUGAUGUGUGGUCCAGGAACCCCUUGAGGUCCUUAACGCUUGUGUUGUCUUCCUGACGACCAUGCAACUUUUAGUUUUUCUAGGUCCAAAUAAAUAAAUUCAAUGUUUUGGUCAUCUUUCAA